CCGGAAGUUAGACGGAAGUGGGGCCGCGUCAGAUGUUUUGCAGUUUGCGGAGGGCAGUUCCGGUUCGGGUUUGACAGGUUUGGUUGUUCUGGAUAUGGCUGCUCUCCGGGCCUCAUGUGCCCUGCUGUGGGCCGUGGUUAUUUGCCUGUUGAUGGUUCCUGUUCCGGCCUCUGACGAGAAGAAUUCCGAGGACGUUCGCUGUAAAUGCAUCUGCCCUCCUUAUAAGGACAAACCCGGAAGUAUAUUCAACAAAAACGUCACCCAGAAGGACUGCGUCUGCAGCCAUGUCGUGAAGCCCAUGCCCGUGCCGUGGGCCGACGAAGAAGCUUACUGCCUGCGCUGUGAGUGUAAAUACGAAGAGAGGAGCUCCGUCACCAUCAAAAUUACCAUCAUCAUCUACCUGUCCAUACUGGGCCUUCUCCUCCUCUACAUGGUGUACCUGACCCUGGUGGAGCCCAUGCUGAAGAGACGGCUCUUUGGCCAUUCUCAGCUCAUUCAGAAUGAAGAUGACGUCGGGGACCACCAGCCUUUUGCCAAUGCACACAACGUGUUGUCGCGAUCCAGGAGCCGCGCUAAUGUCUUGAAUAAAGUGGAGCACGCGCAGCAGCGCUGGAAGCUGCAGGUACAGGAGCAGCGCAAGUCCGUCUUCGACCGCCACGUCGUGCUCAGCUAAUUCCGAACGUGGCACCUUCUCUCCGAAAGACCCCCUCGCACUCCGUCUUCCCAGCGCUUCCCCCAUGAAUUUGAGUCCAGGCUGCCGCGGGGGUCUGUGGAUUGGCGCAGGCUGGCGGCGGGUGCGCUGGCAGAAGAUGUUCUCAACGGAGGCAAAACUUCAAAAGAGAGCGAAACAAGCGAAGGAUUCCACGUUAACGUUUCUUUGCGCAAUGAAAAUCUCUUAAUAUAUUAAAGAUGAUAAAAUGGGUAAA
Molecule: messenger RNA, 926 nt
Organism: Spea bombifrons (plains spadefoot toad)
Lineage: Eukaryota; Metazoa; Chordata; Amphibia; Anura; Pelobatidae
Gene: TMEM9B
Product: TMEM9 domain family member B
Exons: 5
Coding region: 95-673 (192 amino acids)
Biological process (GO): positive regulation of canonical NF-kappaB signal transduction
Cellular component (GO): lysosomal membrane
Source: RefSeq, a predicted model, not a curated record